UUGAUUCUGCUGCAACACAGCUCAUUAAACAACCCUUUUUUUUUUCUCAAAUGCUCUGUGUUGAGGGGUUUGGGCUUUAUUUUUGGAUGUCUGAUCAGGUGUCCUGCCCAGCUCCAAGGCAGACUAGCCACUGUUUGGCUGCCGAUGCUCUGCCCUGCUGUUGUGUGAUUCGCGCUGUUCCUGCCGGCUCUGCUGUGGUCUCCGCCACGCCCUGCGGCGGAGUCUCUUCGUUGUAGCGUGUUGCCUCAGCAACGGCAGGCUGCGUCAGCAGUGGGCGUGUAUCUCAGUAGGGACGGGUUGCCUCGGCAACGGCUGGCUGCGUCAGCAGUGGGCGUGUAUCUCAGUUGGGGCGGGUUGCCUCUGCAACGGCUGGCUGCGUCAUCAGUGGGCGUGUAUAUCAGUUGGGGCAGGUUGCCUCAGUAGUGGUGGACGCCCCUCCCCCACAGAGCGUCUCCGGCCGUCUGCUUGGGGUAGUUUGAAAUCGCGGUUUUGUUCGUCCCACUGGGUAUCCCAAACGAUCUGUCCCUGCAAUCCCCUGGGCUGGGCUACUGUGCAAGUCUCGUUCAGUCUCAAGUCCAGCCCUCUCAAGUCUCAGGUUGCCGGUUCAACAAGGCACCCGGACAAGCGCGCCCUGUGGGGAUUGCUGGGUAGGGCCGGCCGCCGCCGCCCCGGCUGCCGGCUUCGCCAGGCAGACCUACUGCCUGGCGUCCCGUGUCUUUUUAUACUUGGGAGUUUCCCCGUUCUGUGGGCAACAAAGAUCAGUCUGGAAAUGCAGCACUGACUCACCGUUUGCGAAUUCAACGCGGGCUCCAAUCCUGGGUUGUUCUCACAGCGCCAUCUUGAGUCCCCUCCCUGUAUUCUUAUAAAUAUUCUUCAGCUUUAUUCUGGAAUGCAGUAAAAUUACUUGAAAACAGUUUAAUUCUUCUGAGGCUUGCUUUUAAGCUUUGUUUGCCAGAACCUAAGUAACAUUUACUAGGGGCUAAUUUUUCCCCAGUACUGAGGCAAUAACCUUCUGACUAUUCCACCUGAUGUCCUAUGAGUCACUAGAUUUUUCCUCUCUGGCUAUUGGGAACACAAACUAUUGCUGACCCUGUGUGAGCUCUGAGGAUUGCUUCUUGAAUUCUUUGAGGGAGUAGUUUCAUCACAUAUGUGCACUGUUCAGCACUCCGAUGGAUACAUCGAGGAACCCUUCUGCAAGUCUUAGGAGUUCUCUCCAUGCAGUUGCUCCUCUUUGGCGCUCUGCCUUGUGAACCCCAGCCAACUUGAACUCCCUGGACUCAGUCCUCCUCCCUGCUGCAGUGUGAACUCUCUAGAAAGUAUGGCUAAUGCAACUGAGGAACCCAGUGUUGAAUUUUAAGUUUAAUGAAUUUCAACUUAAAUGUAGGUAGCCAUGGAUAGCUAGUGGCUACUGCCAUAGAUGGCUCAAUCUCUAGGGCAGCUGGUAGACAGCCUGGGAUGAGGGGUCCCUGCUCUUCCUUUGGGAAGUGAGCUCUGCUCUCCCUGCAGUCAGGACAUGUGUGAGCUCAGCUGGCUCUGAUCAGCCUGGAAAACCACAAUGGAGAGCUCACCUGUUCAUCACUUGUCCAAGGUGGGCCUAAGAUUGGCCUAGUUCAAGCUGGGUGCUAUGAUUUGAAUGUUUGUCUCCUCUAAAACUCAUAUUGAAACAUAAUCCCUAAUGUGGCAGUGUUAAGAGAUAGAGCCUUUGAGAGGUGAUUGAGUCAGAGGGUCCUGCCCUCAUUAAUGGAUUAAUCCAUUCAUGGAUCAAUGGAUUAGUGGGUUGUCAUGGAAGUGAGACUGAUGGCUUUAUAAGAAGAGGAAGAGAGACCUGAGCUAGCAUGCUUAGCGCCCUCCCCAUGGGAUUCCUGGUACUUCCUCAGGACUCUGCAGAGUCCCCAUCAGCAAGAAGGCCCUCACCAGAUACACCCCCUUGUCAUGGACUUCCUGUCCUCCCAAACUAUAAGAAAUAUAUUUUUAAAUAUAAAUUACCCAGUUUCAGGCAUGCUGUUAUAAGCAACAGAAUAUGGACCAAGAUAGCGGGUUUUGCAGCAGAGUUAGCAGUUUACCGUUUACUGCAGUAUGGCAGGUGCUUAGCUAGGCUCUGGUUCCCAAAGAGCCCCCUCUUCUAGCCCAGUUCUGUCAGAGCUUGACUCAGCAGCAGUGCUGUGAGAUCCUUAACUGAAGGACCAUUUCCGAUUCACCUCUGUAUCUCCAGGGCCUACCACAGUGCUUAAUACAGAUUAAGGUGCUCAGUAAAUAUUGAUUCAGUGAUUCAAAACACUAGGUAAAACCAGGUAAGAAUGCCUACCAUCUGUUCUUUACAAAGCUAUAUUUUGAUGAUUAAUUAUCUAGUAAAUUGAUUAUCAAAAUGUUUUUGUGAGCAGAUUUUAAAUAAAAUAUUUGGAAUGAUUAUAUUACAAAAAUAUUCUGGAUAUAUAUGUACUUAAAUUCACACAUACAAGAUUGAAGUGUUAUAGAAAAAUCUUUGAGCUUUUUGUAAUUUUAUCUCUUCAAACUGCAUUUUAAAUGUUAUGCAAUAUUUCCACUUUUUAGAAUAAAAAGAUGGUUAUUUUUAUGUGCAUAACAAUAACAGAUGGUUCAACCCAGGGUAUGGAGAGAAAGGGAGGUAAUUCCAACAUCUCUCUAAUUGACAGAGAAGAAGAUUUUGUUAAUGAUCAAUCAAUGGGCUUAUUGCCUGAUGCAUAUAGAGGCUAAUAUCAUGGCACCGGCUUUUGGAAAAAGAAAAGCUUUAUUGCAAGUGGGCUGGCAAGGAGACAGGAGGAAAUGCUCAAAUCUGUCAUCCUAAGGUGGGGUUUGGGUUGGUUUUUAUAAGCAUAGAGUAAUGAGAUGUGAUCUGAUUGGAUCUUGUAAUGAGGUGAUGCUGGGAGGCUCUGACUGGAUCCUGGAUGGGAUGAAGUCAGAGCUCAACAACGUUGGAUCCUGCCAUGUCAUAUCUGCUUGAUGCCCUCCUCCUUGAUCUGAGCACUUGGUUUCCCCUGUGGCCGCAUGCUUGGUUCAUCUAGGCAGCAUGCUCAGGUUACAUGACCUGAGGGUUCAUGGCAACUGAAAAACAACUCACAAUUUUGUUACAUAAAAGUCGAACCAAGGCUGGGCGAGGUGGCUCACACCUGUAGUCUCAACACUUUGGGAGGCCAAGGAAGAUCACUUGAAGCCAGGAGUUCAAGACACCAGUGGGGAUAACAUAGCAAGACCCUGUCUCUAUAAAAAAAAAUUAAAAAUCAGCUGGGCACAAUGGCAUGUGCCCGUAGUCCUAGCUACUCAGGAGGCUGAGGUGGGAGGAUCACUUGAGCCCAGAGUUUGAGGCUGCAGUGAGCUAUGAUUAUACCACUGGACUCCAGCCUGGGUGACAAGCCAGACCCUGUCUCAAAAAACAAGGAAAAAAAAGGUUGAAACAGAUUGAUCUGGUGCAGCAACAAGCUAAGGCCCAGGGCACUAAAAAGAGAGCCCUUAUGAUAUCUUCUACCUUAACCACAAGGAUGCCCAAGUGUCCAGAGAUGGAUCCUGGACACAGGCUAAGGGACACUGUUACCCAGAAGCAGCCUCCUAGAGCCAGGGAUCUUCAGAGGCUUGGUUAGAGUCUUAAUUACCAUAGGCUCCCAGUAAGUUGAAGGCCCAGGGGACUGAAGUUGAUUCCUCAGGGAGAAGCUCCUUGUCACUUUAAGGUGUAUUCAGUCCUCUUUGUGACCUUCCUUCUCUGAGGUUGACCCCUCAAAAGACUGCCUGUACUCGUGGCCUAAAACUCCAUUGCUAGGCCUUAUGCAGCGCUGAUAAGAAGAGCUCGCUUGGAGGAGGUGUUGGGCCCAUUCAAAGGAGGGAACGCCUUUACUCCUGCAUGCCCAGAUGAAUUAAGCAUGCAGCUACAGGGGAAACCUAAGUGCUCAGACCCAGGAGAGGGGCUGAAUUAACCUUCUCCUGGAGAAAAAAAAAGUUUUUUCCAAAAAACUCCCAUUUCGCUGGCAUUGAGGGAGCCUGCACUAGCGGCCCAGUAACCACACGGCCCUUUCAGGGGGCUGCGCGGCUGCUUCGUUCCUCCGCCUUCCCAGAAGCCUCUGCGCGGCUUCACAGAGAUUAAAAAGGCGGGAGCGGACCCGGCGGCUGUAGUUCUGGGGAUUUUGUUUUAGCUCCUUAAGUUGCUGUGGGGCUGCUCCCAGGGCAUAGCCUGGACACUGACUCCCUGGGACUUAGCCCAGAUCCUCUGGAAGGCAGGCCAUCGAGGGUCCAGAGGCGCCCGAGGCCUGGGGGAAGGGUGGGAUAUCAAUGUGGUCGCUACGGGUGUAUACCCGCAAAAAGCGGGCGGGUCAAAGGCUCAAUCUCACCCCGACGCCAGACCUAGGCUCUCCCACGAAGGCGGAGACCCCACCAGGUUCGAAGAGAAAAAGCAAGGCGCACGGGUUGCCUAAGAUUGCAGAGAAAACAGAGCAGAGCAGCCGGGGAAGUAGCAGCUCUAGACCGCCCAGCCCUCGUUUAAGAAUUACAGGAGAGAAAAGCCUACAAGAAAACAGGUCUAGUGAAGACAUCCAGGAUGAGAAGAUUGCACCGUUGAGUGAAUCAGUUACUGAUACCCUCCAGGUUGACAGUAGUUCAUCAAAUAGCGAACUAGUAUCAGGAUUAAGUUUGCAGCAUGAUAUAGCCAGUUCUCAUCUGAACAAUUCAGUCACAGACUCUUACACAGAAUACCAGAGUUUUGAAGAGAACUUCCCAUCACCUGAACUGUUCAGAAAAUCAGAUUAUUUAGACUGGGAGUGUCCCAACUUAGAAGAACACAUGCAGUGGAAGAAUUCUACUCUUCUGGAUACCAGUAAAGCAGUAGCGAUAGAGAAGGCACCACAGUUUUCAAAUGUCUCUGCAAUUUUAAGUACCUCUUUAGAAGACUAUCAGAAGUGCCAUAGAAAAAUAGUGAUGACAGUAGAAGAUAAAAAUAUUUCUCCAAAAACAAAGUGUGCUUCAAAUUCAGAAUCAGAUAAUGCAGCUUGUGAGAUUUUGCUUGCUGAGAAAACUUGCCCUUCAACUCCUGAAAAAACAAAGAAAAAAAAAACAAAUUCCAGUACUUCUGAUAAGAAAAAGAGAGGCCUUUUGACAAGUACUCCAUCUUCAGAGACAGCUGGUUUUGUGAUUGAUUUGUCCUCAGUGCAAAAAGCAUCUUGUGAAGAACUGUUCUCAAAUGUCAGCAAUUAUGUUAAUUCAAAUGAAAUUGUCCCUGUAUCAAGUUUGCAGGAAAAUUCUUCAAAUGAGUUUCCUGCAAAUACAUCAGAAAUAUGUUGUAUUAUUAGAGAAUCACCAGGAACUAGACAAGUGAAAAAUAAAGGUGUUAUUGUAAAGAAGAAGAAAUAUUCUUUUCCUAAGGAUAUCCCUCAAGGAGGUGCCAGAGGCAACACCUUAUUCCUCACCUCAAUAGGGAUGUCCCUUAUACCACUGGACCCCUGGAAAUUACAAAGAUGGAAGGCCUUUGGAGACCCACCGUUUCCAUUUGUAGGAAUAUACCCAACUGUAAUGUAUAUGUGUGUCAUCAAAAAUAUAUAUACCAGAAUAUUAAUAGCAUCAAUUUUCAUGAUAGCCUCAAGCUGGAAACUAUCUAAAUGCCCAUUAAGUAAAAUGAAUAAGUAAACUAUGGUAUAUUCAUUCAUUAGAGUACUAUAUAGCAGUGAAAAUCAAUAAUAUAAAGUGAGAUGCAACUGUUACAUAUUGCAUGCUAGAUACACAAUUACAAACAUAAAGAUGCAUUUAGCAAAGGGUGCCAAACAUGGUUGAGUGCAUUUAACAUUAUUUACAUAUAGUAUAAAACCUGGCAAAACUUAAACUAUAAUGAAAAUCAUCAGAGUGGAUCACCUUGUUGGAGUGGGGCAUUACUUGAAAGGGAUCUCAAGGAGGAAUUCUAGAAUGCUGGUAAUGUUGUGUUUCAUUAUCUUAGUGCUGUUUACACAGGUGUGUUCUGUUUGUGACAACCUAUCAAGCUGUACAUAUAUGUAUUUGUUAUGCAUAUACAUACUUUGUUAUACUUUAAGAAAAAGUUGGCUAGACAUGAUGGCUCAUGGCUGUAAUCCUAGCACUUUGGGAGACCAAGGUGGGUGGAUCACCUGAGGUCAGGAGUUUGAGACAAACCUGGCCAACAUGGCAAAACCCCCUCUCUACUAAAAAUACAAAAAUUAGCUGGGUGUGUGGCGGGUGCCUCUAAUUCCAGCUACUUGGGAGGCUGAGAUGGGAGAAUUGCUUGAACCUGGGAGGCAGAGGUUGCAGUGAGCCAAGAUUGCGCCACUGCACACCAGGCUAGACAACAGAGUGACCAGAAACACUCUUAAUUUGAUUUUUGGCCUGUCAUAUUAGUUUCUGACAUUAGAUAUGUCAAAAUUCUGGGCUUAAAGUAUGCAACAAAUCUAAACCAAAAUGUGUGUGGGUGGUUCUUUUGAGUGUUCAGACUGAAGUCUUUUAAUUUAAUUUACAGAGAUAACUGCCCUCACUUCCCCACCCCAUUACUUUUGAACUAAUGAACUAAUGGUGCCAUCUCCUGGCCUCUUUCUAGGCUCUUACCAUAACAGCUGCCUCCUGUUUCCCUUUCAACCUCUGGCCACUUGUCUCUUUCCUUAGUAAAAAUAGCAAAGCACCAAGCUAACUAGUGAUCAUGUUAUUUUAAACAUGCAGCAGCCUAUUUUUAGUCCUGGCAUUUAAAGUUUUAGCUGUUUUGGCAGUACUCUAAUCAGGACUACAGGGUGAAAUUCACUUUUGAAUUUCAGUCUAGGAUUGUGAUCAGUAUGCUUUUUGUUCAUUAAUAACCAGCAUUAUGCUGAUUAAAGAAAAAACAAUGGUGAAAGUGAACCAAAGAGAUGUGAUAGAGGAGGUGGUGUGGGUAAGUAGUCAGAAUAGUGACAGCCAGAUAAAGGAGGCUAUAGAAAACAUCUCUAAGGUUUCUCAAUACGUGGUCCUUCUGACCACCUCCACCAAAAUAACUGCAGACUUGGUAAACUACAGUCUCUACAGAUGGCACAGGAACCUGCAUUUUGAAAGUGAUUCCAUUAAACACAAACAUUUGAGAACCAUUUCAUUUGUCUGUUUUACUCAUUUUACAUGUAGCAAAAAUGACCUGGCCAGGUUAAGUGACUUGCCCAAGUUCACAGAGCUUAUUACUUGCAGAAUCGGAACUAGAACAAGACACUGUAGAAACCCAAGAGAGGACACUUUUAACUUUAAGGUGUUAGAGAAGACUUCCAGUCUAAUAAUACUGUUUGAUAAAUCAGACAAAACCUGUAGCUAACCUUAUAUUAAUAUUAAAUUUUUUAUCUUAUUUUGAGCUCUAGAAGAGAUGAUAACUUAUGUGUUAUGAAUUCAUAUCUCAGGCUAGUACUGUAGAAUCACAGCCUUUAACUAGAUGCAUAUGUUAUCUUUAGUGAUAAGUUUGAUUUUCUAGAUUAUAGCAUGCAGAAGUGUCACACAGAUAUAUGACAAAGUAGAAACAUAUUAAUUUGAGUAUCUGAAAGAUGGCAGUAGAAAUCACUUAAGAAUAGGACAUCUGGCUGGGUGUGGUCGCUCAAGCCUGUAAUCCCAGCACUUUGGGAGGCUGAGGUGGGCAGAUCACCUGAGGUUGAGAGUUCGAGACUAGCCUGACCAACAGGGAGAAACCCCAUCUGUAGUAAAAAAUACAAAAUUAGCUGGACAUGGUGGCAGACACCUGUAAUCCCAGCUACUCAGGAAGCUGAGACAGGAGAAUGGCUUGAACCCAGAAGGUGGAGGUUUCAGUGAGCCGAGAUUGCGCCAUUGCAUUCCAUCCUGGGCAACAACAGCGAAACUCCAUCUCAAAAAAAAAAAAACAGGACAUCCAUAAGUUCAAAUCCUAACUGUCAUAUAAGCAAAUUCCUUAAACUUUCUGAAUUUUAGCCUCCUAUCUGUAAAAUUAGUAAAAUAGUAGUUAUUACCUCAAUGAAUUGUUGCUAGGACUUGAGAUAAUCUUUGUAAAGUGUGUGACAUAUAAUAAUCACUCAUUAUACAAUGAUUAUUAUUUCUUUCUAUAGGUUAGGUUAGUUUCUCAAGCUUAGCUUUCUUUGUUUCCCUUUUUGAAAUUGCAAAAAGCCUAAACUAUGCUGACUGGUUAGUUAUAAAUGUGGUUAUACCAUCUCAUGUAAACAGUGAUUGGUAAGUGUGUAUAGUCUUUGACACAGAUCCAUUGUUCUAGUGAAAAAACAGAGAUGAAAUAUGCCGGCAAAUGCCUUGGGGAUAAAGAAAUCAAGCUAGUCUGACAUCAUGGAGGCCAUUUAAGUCUCUUGUUUUAGUAUCAUGUGGUUAUAGAUUGAAAAGAUGAGGUUCUCUAGUUGUUUAGUUCACUCAUUCAGCAAAUAUUUAUUGAGUCUGGAUGUCAUAUGCUAGAAAUAGUUGCUGGUGAUAUUGAGAUAAAGACAUAGUUAUCUUCAUAAAGUUUAUAGUUUUAUAGAGGAAGUCAAAUAUAUAAAACAAGCCCAGUGGAGGUAUAUAUGUGUUUUUGUUUGUUUG
Molecule: messenger RNA, 8493 nt
Organism: Callithrix jacchus (white-tufted-ear marmoset)
Lineage: Eukaryota; Metazoa; Chordata; Mammalia; Primates; Cebidae
Source: RefSeq, a predicted model, not a curated record